This is a messenger RNA of Ostertagia ostertagi, 489 nucleotides long. NCBI's taxonomy places the organism in Eukaryota, Metazoa, Nematoda, Chromadorea, Rhabditida, Trichostrongylidae. The record is from the annotation of a GenBank genome assembly.
AUGGCUAACGGAAAAGUGCUUCCAUUUGACGAAGACGCUACACUACAGGAAUGCGGUAUAAAGGAUGGUGAGAGAUUAGCGCUGAAAGAAAGGAAAAAGUCUGAUACCCUCUGUACCACCGUAUGUUCGAAAGACAACAUUGGCUUAUCUGAGCGCUGUUGCGCAGUACAUCCAAUAUUUCCGAUGGAAGCAUGUGUAAGUAAAUGGCGACAUGGUGAUGCGUUGACGACGCGAUUUCGUGUGAUGGCGAACGGCGUUGGAGGCACGCGAUCAUCGCUUGGUCGCAUUCUUGCAUGUGACGUGCAGAUAGCUGCAAUGAGCAUUCUGUGUUCAUUCGAUGUGCUGCCUUCUGACGUCCAAGAUGCUGAUGAGCGAACAAUACGAUUUGAGAAACUCGGAUGUGCUUCGUUUGUUGCUCCUGAGGAAGCCGAAGCGUUUAAACCCUUUUCCGAAACUACAAAUGAGUGCAGUCAGAUGCGAAUAAACUGA